AUGUCUCAGCUUACUGAAGAGGAAAAACAACAGUUAGAAGGUUUCAGUAUAUUGGAUAACCCAAUCCAUGGUAUUUUGAUUCCUUCAACAUUAGUCGUGGUUGGUUGUUCUGUAUUGAUAUAUUUAUCUGGCGAAAAGAGAUUGUUUUAUGCCAUAGCAGUUUUAUUUGUAUUCUUAGGUUUUAGAGCAUUCCUUGCCUAUGGUCGUAGAAAGUCCAUAUGGCCAAAUAAAUGGUCUAAAUUGGAAUUGGAAGAACAAACUUUAAUUUCAAAGAACAGUGCUAUCUAUCGUUUCAAAAUGAAGACUUCUUUUGAAACUUUAGAUUUCGCUCCAGGCCAAAAUUUAGCCGUGAGAACAACAAUUGAUGGUGAAGAAGUUAUUAGAUACUACACUCCUAUCUCUUCCAAUAUUGAAACAGGUCAUUUUGAUUUGAUAGUGAAAUCAUACCCAGACGGUAAGCUUUCUAAGCAUUUUGCCGGCAUGAAACCAGAUCAACAGCUCGAAUUUCAAGGUCCAGUUGGAAAACUAAAUUAUGCCGUUAACUCUUCUAAAGAAAUUGCCUUCAUUGCUGGUGGUUCAGGUAUUACUGCUGUUUUACAACUAUUAAAUGCAGUUAUUAUUGUUCCUGAAGAUGUCACAAAGAUUAAAGUUUUAUAUGCAAAUGAUACAGAAAAUGAUAUCUUGUUACGUGACGAAUUAGAUGAUAUUGCUGAAAAAUAUCCAAACUUUGAAAUUAAUUAUGUUCUAAGAUACCCUACAGAAGACUGGGAUGGUGAAACUGGUUUAGUUACCAAAGAAUUAAUGCAAAAAUACUUACCAAAAGCUAGCUCUGAUAAUCGACUAUUUAUCUGUGGUCCAAAGGCUAUGAAUGAAUCCGUUUUGUCAAUUGCGGAGGAAUUAGGCUGGCCAAAGGGUUCGCUAGACUCAAAAGGUGAUGAUCAAGUUUUUGUUUAUUAA
Tetrapisispora phaffii CBS 4417 is the source of this 957-nucleotide messenger RNA. It is a transcript of the gene AIM33, whose product is annotated as cytochrome-b5 reductase. The record is from RefSeq and is a predicted model, not a curated record. Gene Ontology annotation, molecular function: oxidoreductase activity. The transcript has a single exon. Lineage: Eukaryota; Fungi; Ascomycota; Saccharomycetes; Saccharomycetales; Saccharomycetaceae. Bases 1 to 957 code for a protein of 318 amino acids. Gene Ontology annotation, cellular component: endoplasmic reticulum; plasma membrane.